UUCUCCUCCUCUGUAAGGCCUUAAUAUUUAAAGUGAUGGGUGAUCCAGCGGAUGCCAGAAAGAAAAGAGAGAGAGAAAGAAAGUCGAUUUGAUAUUUAAAAACAUACCUGCACGAAACUGCGGCAUCUGACAGUUCUGCUGAGGAGUUUCCAACUUACUCACGUAGUUUAGUGCUGAUGAUCCCAUCCAGCGUUUAUUUUUUUAAAUUAUUUUUUAGGAGGUGGAUCCUUCCCAGGGGAAGUAAGAAAGAGAUAGAGGGUUCUUUGCAGGGACGUCGGUUAUCGACCUGGAAUACAAUGUACUAUGCUGGAUGUCUAGUGUACUGUAUGUGUGUGCAUGCGGAUGGCGAAGAGAGAGAGAGAGCGAGAGAGAAAAGGGGGCAGCAGAGUUGCGCCAGCCCAGUCGCUUGGUAAAGUCUCGACGCAACUAGGCGAAGAACACAAACUCCUCCCACUUUCCCUUUCAAGGAAUCGCUAGCGACGCCGUCCGCACUGCCAGGAACACGGCAGUCUGUCGUGGUACGUUGGUCAGAUAACGACAACGACCACUCACACACACAAGGGUGUGUGUCCGUGCAAUAUUUUUCGUGUGUGUGUGUCUGUGUGUGUGUGUGUGUGCUUCUCUUUCGUCUGUGCUGUGCGCGCCCCAUGUGUUUCUGUGAAUUCUCAUCCGGAAUUGCGCUUGCUCCACUGGAUAAUACUUUUAGACAUUUCACGGGUCGACAGAGCGCAAUGUAUUGCCAUUUUUCUUGUAUAAUUUUCGCGAGAUGCUCACUCUUGUGAAAACAACAACUUUUGUUCUUAUAUUGAUUACGAUUGUUGUGGGUGUAUAAAGCUUCUUUCCCGUCACGGGACGGAUCGAUGAUUCCGGCCGUCUUUGCUCUCUCUCUCUUUCUCUCUUUCUCUCUCUACUCCGCGCUCAAUUGCCUCCAAUGUCUCAAAGACUAGGCGACCAGACGGCAAACACACACACAAAUUCAAAUUUGCAUCCGUGAAAGAGACAGCACGCAAGCUUUUCACCCAGACUUUCCAUCUUGUCAUGUUAGCCGUCUGCCGUUGUUGAUAUUGCGGGACGUCCUUUUACUUGCUCGCCCUAUGUGUGUGUGUGUGCUCGCCCAUUUUCCUUGCUAAAAGUGUUUGGCUUUUGUAAUCUCUCUCCUUGAACUCGUCGCCGAUCGAUUGUGGCAGCAAAGUCCGGGAAUUUCCUAGUAAACACAGCAGCAGUCCGCGGGGCCAUAUACACACACAGCAUGUCCGGUUGGAGGGGGGGAGGGUAUCACAGGCAACGAGUUUUGACAUGUUUUGUGACAUUAUAGAGAAAACUAAAAUAACAUGUGUCACAACUUUGAGCAAAGAACUUUUCUUCUUUUUUUGAGCCAUCCAAACUCUACUUUACUACAAGUAUAGCACUAAAAAUAAAACUCCCAACCCCCGUCGGUUGAUUCGUAAAUUUCGUGCCUUCUCGGCCGAUUGCGAUCGCUUUUUAUCGGCUAAAACGAAAAACCUGGUUGACGGUUUAUAUAGAUUUAUCAAUCAGCUGUUUUCUUUUCUUUGUUGGUUUUGUUUUCUAGCGAUUUGAGGCGUAUUAUGCAUUCCACUAUAUUUCACGACAACAUGUGGGUUGCACACAAACGCCAAAAGACGCCCAGUUAGAGGAUAAUAAUUCAUGAAAGCAAACGUCACUGCGCGACCCAUUCCGUGUGCCCGAAAUUCGAGUCGACUACUACCAUUACCGACCAUUUUGAUUAUGUUUAUUUAUUUUUCUUUUCUUUUUGAGCGCGAGAGGUUAAAUGGGAUGCUGUCGUGUCGCCUAGUCGUUUGUUUUGUGCGCAUUGAAACUUCCGCAUUGGGGCUGAGAUCUCUCUCUCUGCUGCCAUUAUGCACAGCAGCUCCGCCCAGUUUCUCCCCAUUUGGAAUUUGAAUGAGUGUCUGUCUCUCUCUAUAGUGUCUGUAGUAUAGUACGCCAGAAUAGAGAGUUUCCCACAGUUGCGAGUUAGACAGUGUCUCAUCGUAUUCAUUCGCUUGAAUGGAUUGCUAGAGUACACACACAUCGAAAGUGACCAAAAACCCAAAAUAGUUUUUUUUUCCCGUCGAAAGAGUCAAAGAGACAAGAGAGAGAUGACGGAAAGAUUUCAUUUGAUCGUCGCAAAGACGUCAAAAGUUCUCUCUCCUUGAAAAGUCAAUAAAGAAUCGAGGCGUGUUCGUCUUUGGUGAACCGGAAAGAAGCCACCCGAAAAAAAAAGAAAAAAGAAAGAUGAUGAUUUGGUUUCCAAUCUCGAUUUUUAUCUUUAGCCGUUUCUUCUCCUUUUUCUGCAACAUUUUUUUUUUCUUCUAUUCUUUUCUCCUUUUCGGACAAAAGUUGCGCCAUGUCAUCCUAUCCGACAGCCAAAGCCGGUUAAUAUUAUCUACGCUGUCGUCUUCAUCUACGUCAAGUGUCAACAAGACUGUAAACUAAAGAGACGACUCUAUCGCUCGAGUGGCCCUGUGUGCGUUUCCCCCCUUGGCAGCCGAUCGAUUUCCCAUUGGUGUAAUGCGGUUGCGUUGGCCGCCUCAUGUUGCACUAGCCAUGGUUGACCUUCUUCUUCGUCUGUGUGGCCGCCGACUCGAUUGAAGUCGUCGAUAAGAAGGGAGGAAGGGGUGGAAAAUCUGAUCAGGUCAUGAACACCCAUAAGCCCCGAUCAUCACAGCACCAUGACGAAUGAUGGAAUUGAAUAAAGACGGAGUCGACUGCGCCUCUGUCAUCGGCUGCGCCCUCGACUCCGCACAGCCCGCCACCACCACCAGCAGCACCUCUACGGCUUCUUGUUGUCAAGAGCAGCCGGCCGCAGCUGUCAACGCUGACGUUUUGCAAGCCAAAAUCAGCGCGCUAGAGGCGGAAUUUCUCGGUGCCUGGCAGAUCCUCGAAUUCCUCUCCACCGAAUAUCUGGCCAUGUGGGAAAGGUUGGAAACGGUCGAGCUUUUGCUCUAUCAGCAACAAGCCACUAUCGCCCGGCUCGUCGGGACGUACGGCGACGCGGGAGCGCUGGACGAGAAGCAGCCGUCGUCGGGCGACGCCUCUGCUAUUAUUAGCGAAGCCAACUCCACCACCAUGGGCGGCUACCUCCAUAAUGGACCCAAUUUGUCGCACGUCAAAGAAGAGGAGGGCGACGACGAUGAUGACGACAGGUUCGCCGCCAAAGUGGAGGCCCAGCUUCGAUCUCUCGAGUCUGAACAGCAGCAGCAGCAACACCAACCUUACUCGAUUACGUCGGUGGGUCGCAGUCGUCAGGCCAGUCGAUUGUCGGCUGACGAAGCGUUUUAUCGCAGCCUCAAUUCGGCUCAUCGCGACAGUCCGUCAAUGAUGUCCGAAUCGGACAACGAAUUGCGAAUGAUUUGGGAGUCGGCUUCCGCCGGCCAGCAGCCAUUUCAUCAAGAUCCCGCCCGCCAGUCUGAGGAAUCAAUUGGCCACGUUUUUAGCGCUCAAGAUUACUGUCAUUAUAGGCGAGGUAAUACGACGAGUGGCAGUGGCCAGCCGGAUCUUUGGUCCAAGGGCAAGAAGCCCAAGCCUCCGGACGACCUUGGCGAUGACUCGCAGACCGAAGACGAUGAAUGGAUGUGGAGGAACAACAUGGACAGUUCCUCGGACUGCGCCAGACAGAUUCGCGAAAUCGAACGAGUGAGUCGCAAACUGAAGAGGGAUUCACAGAGGCUUCAAGAGCUUCGUGAGAGACUGGUCCAGUCGUCUAGUAUUCCGCAGCAUGUAACGCCACAUGCUCCGGCUGAUCCGGCUAACGAUCUUCACGAACAACUGCGACUGGCGUUCCUGGAAUCGGCCCGGCAGAAAUCGGCGCGACUCCAUCAGCGCCAGCAAGUUCAGCCACCCAAAGCCAACUCAUUGGGCUACUCUUCCAGCACCCAACAGCCAUCGAUCUACCCCGGUUCCUCGUCGGCGAUAGUGGGAGCUCCUGUACAUAUCGAUCCGCUACAUCUAGGGCGGAGCAACAGCUCCGACAAUGUUUCACCCAGUUUUUCUUCGUACCUACGGACGCCGAUCGAAGCGCAAACUGCUGGACACGACAACGACGCCGCCAAACUUUCGAACCCGACGUCUCCUCUCCUCCUCCAGCGCUCAAAAUCGGCUCAGAAAUCGCCGACUCCGCAGACCAAAACACCAAUCAUUAAAACGAGGAGCGUGUCGGAAGAAAUUGCCCCAAACUGUUUGGGCAACUAUCUGAGCGCUGCCAGCUCGAGGUCGCCUAAUAAGGUGCCCGGCGCUUCUCGCUCGCCCAGCCGUCGAGCGCAGAAAAGUUUAUCGCCAACCCGAGUCAAUCGAGUCAACUCGAUGCGAUCCGAUUCGGGAGUUUCUUCUCUCAGCGGUAAUUGGUCGUCGAUGGACCCCGAAAGAUCGCCCGUCAGUCCCAGUCAAAUGUUGGUCUUGGCCGGGCAUCAUUCAUCUACACAACAGCAAGUCGAGUUGAUUAAUUCGGUCCCGCCUCCUCCCGCUCCCGCCGACGGUCAAAACGCUCGACCGAGCAGCCGAAUGAUGUACGAACAACCGGCAGCAGCCUCUCCUUCCGCACGUUCCCGGUCACAGCCCAGUCAAAUUCAGCCACAUUUAACAACGGAAACGUGGAAUGUCCAGGGCUCCAUUUGUUCCGUCGCGACAGCAGCAUUUCCAGUUGCCGGGCCCAAUCAACGGGCCGAUCCUUAUCCCGAUUCCGUUCAUCAUCCCCACGAGGCGCCAGAUGGACAUCGAACCCGACAAAAUCAUCCGGCGCCGUGUAAUUUAUCUCGAAACAAUUCAACUUGGCUGGAAACCGAAAUUGACAACCCGUUUUUGCCGACGACGCUGGAUGAUGAAUGGUACAGCCCGCGAGGCGUUGUCCACCCUCAGACUGCACCCCAUCAGCAUCACUACAGAUCAAAUACGCCAAGUCCGGCUCCCGGCUCCCUGCCCGAAGGCCAUUUCGUUCCAGAACCCGCCAACGUACUCAACCAGCAGCAGCAACAAUCCAAACAGUUCCAGUAUCCUACUCUGACUUUCGAACCGUGUCAGGAUGAAUUAGUUGGCAAUUUCGAAUCGCAUCCUUCCAAUUAUAUCCAGCAGACCAAAUCGGCCGGUUGUUCUCCGAAACAGAGGCGCCGGCUCCACUCGUCGCCGACGUCGUCCAUAACGAGCCAACGGUAUCAACAACAGGACAAUCAACGCCAACAACAUCCGAAUCUACGACUGGAACAUCAGCUCUCAUCACCGGGCCGAUUAGUGCAAACCACGACGCCAGCCGAGCAAUUAUCUUCAUCAUCAUCAAUCGAUUACUACGAUCUUUAUUACCAGACGCCAUCAUCGCUAGCUCAGCAACAACAGCAACAACAACAGCAGCAGCAGCAGUAUCAGCAGCCUUGUUAUAUGGAACAUAAUCAUAGUGCUUACGGUAGCCAGGAAGGAGUCUAUUUGUUCCGCAAUCCGCUACCUAAUUACGAAGAACAAUCGCCCUACGAGACGCGUCGUCAAAGUGGACAAGAAGAAGAAUCGUCCUCCUCUUUCGGCCAUUCGCCGUCCUCUUUCCCCGCUUACACCACUUCGAGCCAGGUGAUUGUGUCACAAUGCGGAUACAUUUCCAUCGCUGCUUCCAGCGGGCCUUCCCGGCCGAUCUCUCCCGGCAAGCAGCCGCGGAAUAGCCCGCGCAAGAAAAUUCGAACAGCCGUCAAUCAAAUUUUCAAUCGUCCCAAACUCAAAAAUCGUUCCGUCUCUUUGCCGGGUGUCGACGCUAUGCAGGAGAUGGAUCGACAGCAUUUGCCUCACAGCGCCAGCGGAAGCACGGGGCGAAUGGGCGGGACGGACGACGGGAAACGCUUUUCGUUCAGUCGGACGUCUUCACUGCCCGGAUUGAAAAAAGGCAAGAAAAUGAUGAAGCAACUGACAAACAUAAUUGGUGGGCGAAGAGGAAGUAAUGAUGGCAAGAGACCCGGAAGCCUCCAGUCGUUGCCUCAAUCGAACGACGAUUGGACGACCGUGUCUCGGCGGCCACUUCGGACGCUGGACGUCGUCGGCAAUCAUUCGGGAGAGCACGGCGUUAGUCGAGCUUUUGUAUCGUACUGUAACGAAGGUUUCGAUUCCGGCAACGAUUGGGACGAUGAAAUGUCGGGCCAAGUAGCCACUGGAGGCGCCUCGAGUCGAGUGGCCGAGAAUUCUCUUAUUGCCCCCAUUCCUGGAACGGUUCCGGUUUCGGAUCCUUCGCUAUUGACGAGGCGACCAAGUGGUCCCUCCUCUGGAGAAUUCGCCGCUUCCCGAGCCUUGGGUCGCUACCGUCGAAUGGCGGCAGCUGAAGCAGCUGCCACUACCAUUACAUCUCCGGUCGCGAUGACUCUGCCAGACGUUGCAAUCGUCUCAUCCAGCGGCGGCAGUCAGCAGGAGAAUCGCCGCAAGGAGCGUCCACCAUCCGGUUCAGAUGAUGAUACGAGUCUCAGUCUCAGUUUGAAUUUGGACUUCAUGGCCCGCCAUUUAUCGGCGGAUGAGCAACGGGACUACGACCAGCAGCAAGAGUCUGACAAUCAAGAAAUCUUUUUCCCAAAAGUUGCCAUCAAAUCCAGCCCCAAGAGAAGUCAAAGUGAUGCCUGCAGCACUGCGGCGGAUGACUCGGAUGCCAAAUGCGCUUUGACGGUACAAGUUGAGCCGCCCCCGCAACCUGCGGAUUAUUUGGAACCGGAUCAAUGUCGACCCGCCGGAAGUGUUGAGAGUGCUCCAGCUUCACCGAGGCCGUUGGCCAACGUCAACCGGACAGCCCCGCGCUGGCAGAGCACGGAAGACAGCAUUGACGUCGAUGACGAAUGGUAUCGCUACGGCAUGAUGCAGCUGGAGGAAAUGGAACGCAGGGCGGAAUCCAGCGGAGCCGACCUGUUGGCAGAAGCGGCUCGCCAAUACAAUCAACAAACAUCCUACGACAACCAAAUGCAGGCAGUUUUGGGUGAACUUCAAGCCAGAGUUCCAGUUUAUCCAGCCAUCGAUGCGCACAGGAGCCAACCCAUCGCCAAGGAGAUGGUCAUCCCGUCCGACGAAGGCUGCGGCUACUUGCCGCCGGCCCAAGAAAACUGGGACUACGCCGUCCCGGCAGUCGUUUACGAACCGGCCAUUUGUGGCGAGCCUGCGCCCAUUGUGGGAGAAGAAGAGAACGACGACUGGGCGGCUUACACCAGUUCUCCAAAUAGAGCCGGAUUCGCUGUUCAAGAACCCGCAAUGGGAUCGGAACAAGUCAGCGUUAAAGCGCAAGAUGAAGACGACGAAGACGACGACGACGACUAUUCUUCCGGCGAAACUAGCGGACCCGAUAGUCCCCACAAUCAGAGUUUUGAUGAUGAUAACGACAACGAAGGCGGAAACGAGCCCUUUUAUCUGUACGAUGUGAGUAAUAAUAAAGAACCGGAAUACUACGAGCCAACUCGACACACCGUCGAGGCUGCGAUAGAAACGGCGGCCUCUGCAGCGCCGGCUACUGCUGGAUUUUACCCGAAUAACCGACAUUCUAUAUCCGGAUCUCGCGGUUCAACAACGGACUUAUUUCCAAGCAGCGGUAACAUCCUGUCAGCCGCCGGAAGUACGGCCAGCAACAUUGCUUCGUCCGUCUUUUCAUUUUUCACCUCGACCACGGCGCUCAAAGACGGAAACGAAGAAGCGUCAGAACCGCAGCCGUUCGGAACGGAUGUCUACUACACUAGCGCAAGCAAUAUUGCGGCGGCCGGAGCGGCGCCAACGACUGCAAUAACAACAACGGCAUCAGCAGCAGCGGCAGCAGCAGCCGUUGAAUCCCCUGGACAAGUUGCCGAGGCCGGUCUCAACUACACCCAAGAUGGCGAUGAUCACAUGGACGCGUUGGAUCCCGAGCAGCGUAAAAUGCUCACGCUGACUACCAAGGGUAGCGCGGCUCGAUGGAAACUAGUCAAGACACUGCGAGAUAAGAAAGCCGAAACGGCCAGUGGUGCUGCGACGACGGCCACGAGUCCGACAAAUAACGAGGCGAAUGGAUCCGGUGGAGCUGGAGGACGCGGCAGUCGAGCUAAUGGGCUGCCCGGUGAUAAUCCGUUCUACAGCAACAUCGACAGUAUGCCAGAUAUACGACCCAGGAGGAAAUCGAUCCCUCUCGUCUCUGAGCUGGUUCUCAAGACGAUGGCGGCGACGAAGCGCAAUGCCGGAUUGACGUCAGUUCUGCCUCGAGCCACACUCAACGACGAAGAACUGAAAAUGCACGUCUACAAGAAAACGCUGCAGGGCUUGAUCUACCCGAUUUCCAGCACGACUCCGCACAAUUUCCAGCCGUGGACGGCCUCCUCGCCGACCUACUGCUACGAGUGCGAGGGUCUACUCUGGGGCAUCGCUCGCCAGGGCGUCCGCUGCACCGAAUGCGGAGUCAAAUGCCACGAAAAGUGCAAGGAUUUGCUCAACGCCGACUGUCUCCAAAGAAUCAUUUUCGAUGACGACGACUCCAGUUUACUGAAUAAUUUCAUGCACAUAGGGGCGGCCGAGAAGAGUUCCAAGCACGGCGCCGAGGAUAAAACGCAAAUCAUCAUCACGGCCAUGAAGGAGAGGAUGAAGCAGCGGGAGCGCACCAAACCCGAAAUCUUCGAACUCAUCCGCGUGAUAUUUAAUGUGGAUCCCGACACCCACAUAGACUCCAUAGAACAGGCUGAGUUGGCGGUGCUGGAAGGCACGGCCAACUGGUCCGCCAAAAUUGCCGUCACAGUGAUUUGCGCCCAGGGAUUGAUCGCCAAAGAUAAAAGCGGGACGUCCGAUCCUUACGUCACCGUCCAGGUGGGCAAAGUGAAAAAGCGGACCCGCACUAUGCCCCAGGAAUUGAAUCCCAUCUGGAAUGAACGUUUCUACUUCGAGUGUCACAAUUCGUCGGAUCGCAUCAAAGUUCGUGUCUGGGACGAAGAUAACGACUUUAAGUCGAAAAUGCGUCAAAAGUUCACCCGCGAGUCAGACGAUUUUCUUGGACAAACAAUCAUUGAAGUGCGAACCCUUUCGGGCGAAAUGGACGUUUGGUACAAUUUGGAGAAGCGGACGGACAAGUCUGCCGUGUCGGGCGCCAUCCGGCUUCACAUCAGCGUCGAAAUCAAGGGAGAAGAAAAGGUGGCCCCCUACCAUGUCCAGUACACUUGCCUGCACGAGAACCUUUUCCAUUACCUAUCGGAACAGGUGCACCAUGGCGGAGUCAAACUUCCGGUCGCCAAAGGUGACGACAGCUGGAAGAUUUACUUUGACGAACCGUCGCAAGAAUUGGUCGAAGAGUUCGCUAUGCGUUUCGGCAUCGAGCCCAUCUACCAGGCCAUGACAAAUUUCCACUGCCUCUCUACCAAGUACCUCUGUCCGGGUGUUCCGGCCGUCAUGAGCACCCUAUUGGCCAACAUCAACGCCUUCUACGCUCACACGACCGCCUCGACGGCCGUCUCCGCUUCCGAUCGAUUCGCCGCUUCAAACUUUGGAAAGGAGAAAUUUGUCAAGCUGUUGGACCAGUUGCACAAUUCGCUGAGAAUCGAUCUGUCCAUGUACCGCAACAACUUUCCGGCUUCAUCCCAGGAGAAACUGAUGGAUCUCAAGUCUACCGUCGAUCUGCUCACUUCAAUCACGUUCUUCCGUAUGAAGGUGCAAGAGCUCAGCUCACCGCCGAGAGCCAGCACGGUCGUCAAGGAUUGCGCUACAGCCUGUCUCAAGUCCACCUAUCAGUUCUUGUUCGAAAACUGCUAUGAACUCUACGCCCGGGAGUAUCAGGCGGAACCGGGAGAGGCCAAGAGAGAUCCAGAAGACCACGGCCCCAGGCUGGACAGUGUUGACUUUUGGCACAAGUUGAUCGCUCUGAUCGUCUCGGUCAUAGAAGAAGACAAGAAUAGCUACGCUCCCGUCUUGAAUCAGUUCCCGCAGGAGCUCAACAUCGGCCAACUUUCGGCGUACACCAUGUGGACUCAAUUCGCCGUCGACAUGAAGUACGCUCUGGAGGAGCACGAACAGCAACGACUCUGCAAGUCUUCCGCCUAUAUGAACCUUCAUUUCAAAGUCAAGUGGCUCUACAACCACUACGUCAAAGACUUGCCGCAAUACAAGGGAGCCGUCCCGGAAUAUCCCGCAUGGUUCGAGCCGUUCGUCAUGCAGUGGCUGAACGAAAACGACGACGUCUCCCUCGAGUACCUACACGGCGCCUUCAAGCGAGACAAACAAGACGGGUUCCAAAGAAGCAGCGAGCACACCCUCUUCUCGACUUCGGUCGUUGACAUUUUCACGCAGCUGGCACAGUGCUUUGACGUCGUCUCCAAGCUCGAAUGCCCCGAUCCGGAAAUCUGGAAGCGGUACAUGAAACGCUUCGCCAAGACCAUCGUCAAAGUCUUGCUGGCAUACGCCGACACGGCCAAGAAGGAGUUCCCCCAACUGACCAAAGAUGAACGCAUCGCUUGCACUCUGAUGAACAACAUCCAGCAGCUUCGGGUUCAGCUGGAGAAGUUAUUCGAGCAAAUGGGAGGCUCCAAACUCGAAGAAGACGCUGCCAACAUUCUCAAGGAGCUUCAGCAAUCGCUCAACAACGUCCUUGACGAAUUGGCUACCAUGUUUGCCAAAAGUCUGGAGCCGAAGAUCACCGUCAGCGUGAAAGAAGUGGGCGAUUUGCUGUCGCACAUCAAAGGAGGCGGCCAGGUCUCGCUGACUCAGCCGUCGCAACGAAACGCCGUCUCGACGGAAGCGGAAGACUCGCUCAAACCCCUCAUGGAUUUGCUUGAUGGUUCGUUGUCGCUUUACGCCGAGUCUUGCGAAAAGGCAGUGCUCAAACGUCUGCUCAAGGAAUUGUGGAAGAUUGUCAUGCACACCAUGGAGAAAACCAUCGUUCUGCCACCGAUGACCGACAAGAGCAUGAUCCUGAAGAACUUGACCGACAACGCCAAGAACUUGGCUGCCAAUGCCAAAAUCGAGGACAUGUCACGGCUCUUCAAGAACAGCGUUGCUGGCAAACAGGAUGUCAAGAGCGCCCUCAGCGGUGUCAUGGAAAUAUCCAAAGAAUUCGAAAAGAAUUUGACGCCCAAACAGUGCGCCGUCCUGGACGUGGCCCUUGACACCAUCAAACAAUAUUUCCACGCCGGUGGCAGCGGUCUGAAAAAGACGUUCCUGGAGAAAUCACUCGAGCUCCAAUCGUUGCGCUACGCUCUGUCUCUCUACACUCAAACGACCGACACGCUCAUCAAAACGUUCGUCACCACUCAAACGAAUCAAGCUCCCGUUACCAACGCCAAAGCCGAGUGGAGGAAGAAAGCCGAAAUCGCUGUCGAGAUGGAUCGGUCCGAAGACAAGGACGGCUGCGAGGAAGGAGCCGAUCAAGAGGAGACAGCGGAUGACGAAACGCUUGGCGAUUCCUAUGAACAGUCCGGCGACCAGCGUCAACAAACUCCGUCCAAAAUAAAGAGCAUACAGAUUCAAUCCAAGCAGUCGGGGACAGAUUUGCCAAGCGUGGAAGAAGGUAGCGUCGGUGAAGUGAGCGUUCAAGUUGACUUGUUCACUCACCCCGGCUCCGGCGAGCACAAAGUCACCGUCAAAGUGGUGGCGGCCAACGAUCUCAAAUGGCUAGUUCAACAGGGAAUUUUCCGCCCGUUUGUCGAAACCAAUUUGGUCGGUCCGCAUCUGGCUGACAAGAAGCGCAAAUUCGCAACAAAGUCCAAGUCCAACACCUGGUCACCAAAGUACAACGAGACAUUUCACUUUGCCAUCGGCAACGAGGAAACUCUGGAAUCCUUUGAACUUCACAUCUGCGUCAAGGACUAUUGCUUUGCUCGAGAUGACAGCCUUGUGGGUGUUGCCGUUAUGCAGUUGAAAGACAUUGUUGAACAGGGUUCUUGCGCCUGUUGGUUGGCUUUGGGCAAGCGUUGCCACAUGGAUGAAACUGGCUGGACGAUCCUGCGGAUCUUGUCACAACGCACAAACGACGAAGUGGCUCGGGAGUUCGUCAAAAUGAAAUCGGAAGUUCGACCUGAGGAAUCGGCCAUUCUACAGUCGUAAAAUCGCAUUCAAUUCCCGGGACGUCACGGUUUAGUUCUGUAAUUAACUCCAUGUUUGUACCUUACGUCUUCCAUUCUGGAGCCACGCGGAUUGUUUGAGUGAGAGGGAGAGGGGGGGGAUGAGAAUAAGCUCCACGAUUCGUUCUUUCUUUGUAUCGCACUGAUGGAUGAGGAACUAGAGGAUUGACAAACAAAUUGACGGUAAAACCUUGUUCGAUUCGGACAAAGGGCGGGCCGCUCAGUAUUGAUGGUGGGACCAAAAACUAUUCAACAAAACGUCGUAUAAAUCGUGGCAGAUAAUUGUAUUAUGAAUCUGUCUGAGAGAGAGGGAAGGCGAGUGUUGGAGGAGAGUGCAGUCUUGUAUAAUUUCAUCAAUCAAUGUCAUUCGUCCACUCUCAUUUGAUUCACCCUUAUAUUCCCCCCCCCCUUACAACUAGACAAGGUGUGUCUAAAUUGGAUUUUCACUUUCCCGAUCAUUUGAAUGUUUUCUUCGAGUGUGAAUGCGUGCCUUUUUCUAUGUGCUGCGAUUGUGAACACCUGAACGUCAACUAAAGUGACAGCCACACCCAAAUUACCCAGGAAUGCCUGUAAAAAUUUCUGUCUCCCUGCCGUGUACAAAAAGAAAAUUAGGAAUAAUUCGCACGGUUACUCUUUCUCUCUCUCUCUCUUUAAAAAACAAAAACAACAAAAAAGAAACAAAUUUUUUUUUUACAAUUCUUUUUGCUACGACGUGGUGACUCGGUAUAUAUAUAUAUCUCUAUCAUCCAUAUCAGCGUGAUUGUGUGCUCUUUUUUUUCCCCACUUCAUCGUUCGCUCGUUCAUCAGUGGCCACUGGACGUUCAAUAUUUGAUUUCCGUUUUCUUUCUCUCUCCGUGUUUUCACUCUCUGUCUGUGUCAUUCUUGAUAUUAUAAAACAUUCCGGAUCAAUAUCCUUCCCCCCCCCUCCCGAACUCCCCCUCCUUCCGUUCAUUGAAUCAUUCGUAUCACACUUAUAUAACACUUUCAAGUUGAAGUCGUCUCCCGCCCAACAACAACAACAAAAAAAGGAACAUAUUAAAUAGUAAUAAUAAUAAAUUCUCCAAGUGUCCUCAACAUCGUGAAAAUUGUCUACUGACAUUCCGGGUUUUUGCUGAGACCCUUUUUCUGCGUUAUAGACCCCCCUAAGAAAUUGAUCGUGAUGACUUUCCACACAACAUUUCCCGUCUGAAAGAGGAAGUUAAAGAAACAACUUUUGUUUUUCUUUCCAUUUUUGAACUUGUUAAUGCACAAAGACAAGAAAAACCUUUUUCCUUAUUAUUCAUGUCACAAUGUUUGCUCUAUUCAUUCCAUCUUUUUUCUCUCUUAUAUAGCGAGACGUGUUAUCCUCCCUCCAACCCCCCCUCCCCUCCCCGCAAGCCGUCUUAUAUCAUUGCGUAAAGUGGUGUCACAUUAUAACGACCAGACUAACGACCUUCUUCCCACCUUCGGCGCGCGACAAACACCGACACAGACGCCCACGUUAACCGCGCCCAAUAAAGUUACCCCCCUCACCCCACACACACACACAUACACAUUACACAACUCUCGUGCCGUUUCUAAUCUAUACCUAAAUUUAUAAAAAUAAAAAAAAUACCCACUUUUCGGUCAACGUGAUGUGUUGUGUCCUGUACAUCUUGUUUAACUAUUUUUCAUUUUUUUAUUUUCUUCCUCUCGCUCUCUCUCCAUCCUUUCCCCCCUUCGCUGUAAUUACCAACGCUAUACAUUACGAGAUAAAAAUAAAAAUUACUCCAUAUUUCA
Messenger RNA from Daphnia pulex (common water flea), 13778 nucleotides. RefSeq lists its product as uncharacterized. NCBI's taxonomy places the organism in Eukaryota, Metazoa, Arthropoda, Branchiopoda, Diplostraca, Daphniidae. Gene Ontology annotation, cellular component: presynaptic membrane; presynaptic active zone cytoplasmic component; plasma membrane. The coding region runs from base 2698 to 12003 and encodes 3101 amino acids. Gene Ontology annotation, biological process: neuromuscular junction development; dense core granule priming; presynaptic dense core vesicle exocytosis. The transcript has 29 exons. Gene Ontology annotation, molecular function: phospholipid binding; diacylglycerol binding; calcium ion binding. The record is from RefSeq and is a predicted model, not a curated record.